AUGCCGUCUUGGGUGAGACCAGAUUUUGACGUUUUGCCACGGCAGUCGACGUUGCGAGAUAAGUGCGGUCAUCGUGUUGGUGUUCCGAUAUCAUUGUUCCGGCGAGUCCAUGGCAGAACUUCAGCAGCGGGACGGUGUAACUGGCAUGGUCAAGCUUUCGAGGGCGUCGAUGCAGCGAAAGGCCAUCAUCUUUCUUUCGGAGGGAUUUUUUUUGUCUUCACUCCACGUACCCCGGCUACUAUGUCGUACUCACACGCCCCAGAGGAUCCCUCGUUGGACGAACCAGCGUCAGGACAAGCAGCUCUCUUGUCCUUCAUCUCCCGCUCCUCCCUUUCAACCAGCCAGGAAGACGACGCACUAUUACCAGCACGCGACGAUGACCCCGAGCCGCACAACAUUCUUCCAAUGCCUUCCCACCAUCCCUCAACCACCCUAACCUUCCGUCAAGACGCUGAACUUCGUGAUCCGGUCCUCCACAAUUCUUUUCUUGGCAUAUCCGAACUGAAUGAGCAUGCCGCUAGACGCGCGAGAAUGUUAGAACAGCUGGGCCAGUCCGAGUUCAAAACUCCUUCGUUUUCCGAUUCUGUCGCAGUGGCAACUCCUUCGUUUUCCGAUUCCCUCCCGCUGGCAGGUUCGUCUUUUGACUCGGAGCGUACCGUCACGCUUCCAACCGAAGUCAACAACAAAAGCCGCUUCAGAUCAUUCAUAGACCGCAUCAACCGACGUCAAUGGAGCUUCCUGAGCAAUGAAGUCCACGGGACCAUCACCUAUAACAAAGAGGAUAUCUCACUAUACCAGUUCGUGGAGUCCUUCAAAGAGGAAUUUUCACGCAGAUCAUGUACCCAAAUGGAAAUUGUCACCCUGAUUGCUGGCACGCCAGAAGAAGAGGAGCCUGUCGCAGCGAGGUUGAAGGUCAAGGAACUUCUCGUACAGGCACCCUUUAUGGCUUCCUCACAAAGAAAGCAGGCCGAAUACACGCGACAUAUGUUUGUCUACUUUGUUGACGAAAAAAUCAGCGAGAUUCAAGACAUUGUCGAUGGAGCCGAGAAGCGUCGCCAGUCGCCCAACAUUGUGCCAGUUCCCAAGUUCAGGCCCCCACCGCCUCCGUCUUCCAUCAACCUACGGCAGUUUUAUGACGAUUAUAUCGCGUGUAUCAACGGGAAAACCAUGCAACAAGACUUACACCAGUACUGCAAGGAGACGGUGAUAUGGAAUGGAGCGGAAAUGGCUCUGAACCACUACGGCCAGCUGAUGGAGAAUGCGUUUGACGCUAUUGCCGGCCUGCAGUUUGUGCCACGGACCGUUCUGAUCGACGAGGCGAAGCAGCAGAUUGCUGUCCGUAUCGAAUUUUCUGGGCUGCCCAUCAAGCCAUUUGGUGGCGCUACGCCCAAUGGGCGCCGGGUGCAUUUCGCUGAGCAUGCCUUUUACUGGCUCGAGCAUGGCAAGAUCUCGCAUGUCUUGACGAUUGUCGACUGGGCGGAUUUCAAGUCGCAACUUAAUUAUUAG
Messenger RNA from Neurospora hispaniola, 1506 nucleotides. RefSeq lists its product as uncharacterized. The transcript is spliced from 2 exons. Bases 1 to 1506 code for a protein of 501 amino acids. The record is from RefSeq and is a predicted model, not a curated record. Gene Ontology annotation, biological process: polyketide metabolic process. Lineage: Eukaryota; Fungi; Ascomycota; Sordariomycetes; Sordariales; Sordariaceae.